GAUAAUUGACAAUUUGUCAAUUGUCAAUGUCAUCAAACUGCAGAGAUUUUUAUGUACAAAGGGAUAGUAAUAUUUAUUAUUAGGAUUGGAUUUAUUGCUGUUUACAGACAAUUUUAUAGGGAGAACAUGCAGUAAUAUUACUCCACAUACUUAGAUAAAUUCUUGCUUUAAUUGCGUUUCCCUGAUAAAAUGGAUUCGUCUUCAAUUGUGAGUUUUAACAACGAUUCAACGUAUCAGUCUACGAUGAAAGGAGAAUACAAUAACUUUAGUGUCCACGAACUAGCUCUUCAUGCGAUGCGAGAUAGGUGUUUAUUAUUGCAACGAAGAAUUAAUGUAUUAGAAAAUGACAACAUUAAACUUAAACUAGAUAUAUCAAAAACCGAUAAUUCGACAUACAAUCCACUGCAAGAUGACGACAAAGUUACCUUACAGAAGAAAAUAGCGGAACUCAACAAACAAAAGUCUCAUCUUUUGCAUCAUGUCUUCAUGGUCUCAUGUGAAAAUAAGAACUUAUGGCGAAAAAUUGCUGCUUUGAAGGGCUCUGAAAUAGUGCCUGUUAAAGAACACACUAAACAACCUUUAAUUCGUACGAAUACUUACAUUAGCAGUACACCUAAAGUUAAUACACAAUAUCAAGAAAAGUUUUCAGAGGCAAGCUUGGAAGAAAUAUCAUUGAAAUUAAUAAAUAGCUAUAUACAAGAGAAAUCACAACUGGUUGAACAGUAUGAACAAAUGGCACAACUACAAGAGUUGGAAGCAGAUAGUGCCCUCAAUGUGGAUUCCAUUGGCUUUACUUAUUUAGAAGAUCCAGAUACGGAUUCAUUAAAAGAAAUACAAUCCCAAAUUGAAAAAUUUCAGUCUAUAAAAAAAGAAGUAGCACAGCAGGAAAAAGAUUUAAAAACAGUUAUAUCUAGAAUGGAAACUUUAUUUAGUGAUGGCUAUAAGUGUUCUACAUGUACAAACAAUAAAGGAAAGUCUAUUAAAAUGGAAGACAAGGAAACUGAAAUAAGUAAUAGCCUUGUAAACUUUGCAACUCAAACAGAUUCCAUAUUGCUUGAUAAUUUCAAUGAAUUUAAUACAAAUUCUGAUAACAAAAGUAGUGAUGAUGAAGAAGACAACAACAAAAGUACAGAGCCGUAUGACAAAAUCUGUCCCAUGUGUGGUGAAUCAUUCAAAAAGGACAUAAACUUCUCUGACUUCCAAACACAUGUAGAAAGACACUUUAUUGGUGAAACAGAAGUGGAUUCCCUAGAUAAUUACGAAAAUCCAAAUUCUUUUGAUAAUGUUUCAUAGCUAUCUCAAUUGAUGCCCAUACAUUUCCAAUAUUAAAUUAGCGACUGUCACUUUUAUGUAGUGGGUCUACAAAUGUCUGAAAAAAAUAGCAAAAUAAAGGGACCAUUAUGUUGAUUUUUAAAACACAAUAUAUUUUAAAUUUUGUGCAUUAAUGGAUAAUUAAGGCAUCAUUGAAGUUAUUAUCAAUUAUUAGCACCAUACAAUAAUAAUAGACAUUGUUUUAGAAAUUUUAAAAUGUAGGGAAUAUUUGUUAUAAUAGCAUCCUCCAAUCAUUCCUAGUAAUAACUACAUACCUAAUAAGUGCACCUUUUUCAAUAUGUAAAUUCUGUUUUGUUUAUAUUUUAUGUUAUAUUGCAACAUUGUAUAAGUGAAGAAAUAUGCUGAUGGUAGAUAAAACUAAAAAUAUAUGUUAUUUACUCUUUAGGAAGAUUAUUGAAAAUGAUACUUAAUGCCUCCAAUGGUUACAUGACUGGUUUUUGCUAAUUGUUUUAUCUAAGUUAAAUAUCAGGGUAAUUGUAUGUAGGUCAGGAUGAAUUACCUGCAAAUGUUAUAAUAGAAUUCAAAACUGUUAAGUUAUAAAUUAAUAAUUCACACUAAAGCUUAUAGGUUGCCUUUUUAUUGAAUGUUCCAUUGUUUACAACAGUGAAUUUUGUAUCAACGGGUUAUGAAUUUAUAUUCAUUAUUGAAUCAUGUCAUGUCUAAUAAUACUUUAAUUUAUUUCUAUUAUGUUUAAUAAUUUAUAAGUAAGGUAAAUUUAAUUAUUAAGGGUUAUUCGUGAUUAUUUAAUGCAGUAAAUAAAAUAUUCACAUACAA
Molecule: messenger RNA, 2106 nt
Organism: Zerene cesonia (dogface butterfly)
Lineage: Eukaryota; Metazoa; Arthropoda; Insecta; Lepidoptera; Pieridae
Gene: spn-F
Product: protein spindle-F
Exons: 2
Coding region: 190-1293 (367 amino acids)
Source: RefSeq, a predicted model, not a curated record